This is a messenger RNA of Cimex lectularius (bed bug), 2086 nucleotides long. It is a transcript of the gene kdn, whose product is annotated as probable citrate synthase 2, mitochondrial. Bases 391 to 1800 code for a protein of 469 amino acids. Gene Ontology annotation, cellular component: mitochondrial matrix. NCBI's taxonomy places the organism in Eukaryota, Metazoa, Arthropoda, Insecta, Hemiptera, Cimicidae. The transcript has 7 exons. Gene Ontology annotation, biological process: tricarboxylic acid cycle; carbohydrate metabolic process; citrate metabolic process. The record is from RefSeq and is a predicted model, not a curated record.
CAAGAUGGCAGCAUAGUCGCAGUUCGGCAUGUUGGUGUAAUUUGGUAGAAUUUAGUAAUAAGAGUAUACCUAUCAUCUCUAUUUGAGAUUGGAGAAGAGAGCCUUCUGCAGAAGAGCAAUUUCGCAGAAGCACGUAUUGGUCGAAAAGGGGACAAACAACUAUCGAUAAAUUCCCGUCCGGAUUUUGUUUUUUCCCCACCGUAUCGGUUCCACCUCGUGACGACGAGUCAAGACUCAAGGGGGCACUGCCCGUCACGUGACCCGGUCUGCCUUUUCACUUGUGGCCCGAGUCCGAUUUGAGUCGUGGUCUUCUCGCAAUCAAGUACGGGGUUCGAGCUUAUUUAUUUAAGUUUUUUUUUUUCAACCGAAGAUAAUCGCGUGGAUCAGGAUAUGGCGUUGUUCAGAGUCUCGGCAAACAGGCUCACUGAGCUCAACCAGGGUGUAGUACCACAGAUAUUUAAAAGGGCGAUAUGUGCCGAAAGCACCGAUCUAAAGGGAAUCCUGGCGACAAAAAUCCCCAAGGAGGUGGAAAAGGUUAAGAACUUCAGGAAGUCAUACGGUGGGACGAAAGUUGGCGACGUUACAGUUGACAUGAUGUAUGGAGGGAUGCGCGGGAUCAAGAGCCUCGUAUGCGAGACGUCCGUACUCGACCCGGAGGAGGGAAUACGGUUCAGGGGCUAUUCGAUACCUGAAUGCCAGAAACUACUGCCAAAGGCGAAAGACGGCGAGGAACCUUUGCCCGAAGGCCUGUUCUGGCUCCUGCUCACCGGCGACGUCCCGACCAAAGCUCAGGUUGAUUCAUUAUCCAAGUCGUGGGCUGAACGGGCUGAACUACCUCCACACGUUGUCACGAUGCUGAACAACUUCCCGGCUCAGAGGAUCCACCCCAUGUCCCAGUUCAGUGCAGCCAUCACAGCGAUGAACACCGAAAGUAAAUUUGCCAAAGCCUACUCUACUGGCAUCAAAAAAGCCCUUUACUGGGAGCACACAUAUGAAGAUGCCAUGGACUUGAUAUCCAAACUUCCUGUUAUAGCUGCGACAAUCUAUAGAAACACGUACCAGGACGGGAAAGGGAUCGGCGCAAUAGAUACCUGUCGUGACUGGUCUUGGAACUUCACGUCGAUGCUCGGAUUCGAGAGUCAGGAGUUCACCGAACUGAUGCGUCUCUACCUGACGAUACACAGUGAUCAUGAGGGUGGGAACGUGUCAGCUCACACUGUCCACCUUGUCGGAUCUGCCCUCUCUGACCCGUACCUGUCGUUCGCGGCCGGUAUGAACGGCCUCGCAGGCCCGCUCCAUGGCCUCGCCAAUCAGGAGGUACUCGUCUUCCUUACUAAGAUGAAACGCGAACUCGGCGAAAACAUUCCGGACGAAAAGGUGAAGGAGUACGUGACAAAGACGCUCAAGAGCGGCCAGGUCAUACCCGGCUAUGGUCACGCUGUACUCAGGAAGACAGACCCAAGGUACACAUGCCAAAGAGAAUUUGCUCAGAAGCACCUACCAAAGGACCCCAUGUUCAAGUUGGUGUCUCAAGUGUAUAAAGUCGUCCCUCCUGUUUUGAUGGAGACGGGUAAGGUCAAGAACCCAUGGCCAAACGUAGACGCCCACUCUGGUGUUCUCUUACAGUAUUAUGGAAUGAAAGAGAUGAACUACUACACAGUCUUGUUUGGAGUGUCCAGGGCUUUGGGCGUGAUGGCGUCACUUGUCUGGGACAGAGCGCUCGGACUACCGAUCGAAAGGCCGAAAUCACUGUCGACCGAGAGCCUCAUGAAAUUGCUUGGCGCAGUAUGCGGGAAGUGAAACAGUCCAACGGCGUACGAGCAGGAGAGAUCUCGUCCUUCUGGCACUCAAUUGCUUGGAGAAAACAGCUUAAAAAAAAAAAAAAAUUAUAUAUAAAAAAAUCACUUAGGACAAUAACUACUGAAAUCCCGGUUUGUAGUACAACUUAAUUUUCUUUCCCCACCCUCUUCCCCCAUACAUCUUUUUGUUGAAAAUGUUGUAAAAUAUAUGUUUUGUUCUUAUUUAUUGUUAAUUUAGGAAGAAAAAAAAAUAAACCGCGUGCGGAAGUUUUUAGAAUUGUUCUUAU